AUGGGCAAAAAUCAUCGCAACAAGAACAAGGACAAGGCACCGUACAGCGGCCCCGCAAAGAGUGGCCGACAUGAUUCGGAUUCGGAUGAAAGUGAGUCGUCGGCGUUCACCUACGACGAGGACAUGCAUUCAAUAAUGGGGACCGUCGAAGACUUGGAUGAUGUCUACGAUCAACUGGCAGACAAUUUGGAUAGAGCCCAGGGAAAAAAGUAAGCAUAUUCGAAAGAAUCCCCCUCAUUACUUUCUGUUUUCCAGCACGAAGAUAAGAAUAGACGGGCUCCAUCGGGUGAAUCUCGCGUUGACUGCCAAGCCGGUGCCCGAGUUCAUUAGCAGAAAUAAAGAGACUUUGAUGUCUCUCUGCGCGAGAAUCGAAAACAAGCCGGACGGAGAGGCGCGCAUGCUUGCCACUCUCGUCGGCCUUGUCGCCGUUCAGGCUGGAGAGGAAAUCUCGGAUCUCAUCGCCGAGCCAAUGAAUCAGAUGAGAACAAUUCUGAUGGACGCAUCGAGAUGCGUCUUCCUCCGAAUCGCCUGCGCGAUUUCCCUGGUUAUUCUGACCAGGAUCGCAUGCAGCGAGGAUGAUGAGGUGGCCGCCAACGUGAAGGCGUGCAGAUUCGCAUGGGCAACAACGAAGGCCACUAGCGCUUCGGCUAGCCUCAUCGGAACAUCGUUGGCUGCAUGGUGCAUCAUGCUUCUUGAUGCUGAUGCGGUCACAAUCAACGGAGCGAUCGCAGAUCAGCCGAAGGUCGUGACUCUUCUCGAUUCGGAUCAGCUUGAAGUCAGAUUGGCAGCCGCCGAAGCCCUCGCCUUCCUGCACGAAUUCAUGCAGGACACUCGUCCCGGAUUCCGUUUCCCGAACAAGGAACACGUGCUCGAACUGCUCGGAAGAAUGGCCGCCGACUCCUCGAAGAAGAAGGCGAAAAAGGACAGGAGAGCUCAGAGAUACGCAGUCAGAGACAUUCGCUUGUUCAUUGCCGACGAGGACGAUACUCUGGAAGUGUGCGUGAAGAUCGGACAGCAGACUCUAGAAUUGGAUUCGUGUGCCAUCAAAAUGUUCUACGACAUCACCUGUGAUCUUUUGCACGGAGGACUCGCCCAGCAAUUGCAAUACAAUCCUGUUCUUCGUGACGUUUUCGAGCUGGGACCUGUUCCACUAGAGGUCGAAGGAACGAUGAAUAAGCAGGCUAGGGUAAGGAGAAUUAGGCAAACAUUUUCUAUUUGAAAUAAUCUGUUUAUUUUCAGCUGGCAAUCCACGACGCGGCCGACAAGCAACGCAAGCAAGUGCGCGGAAAGCAGCGCGACAAGAGAUCCGCCGUCUACUAGAUCCUCUUCCAAUUUUACAUUGAUAUCUCGUUUCAUUUGUUAUUUUUCGAAAGGUUACUGUUAGCCACUCCGCUAGACACUUUGUUCCAAUUCCUUUCUCAAACUCAGCCUGAAAUUCUUUCAAAUAUGCACUAUACGCAAAGCCUUCUCCAAGUCUAAUGAACCGUUUUCAAUCUGUAAAAAUCUCUUCGUCUCGUCUCCACGUUAGCUAUAGUUGCGCUGUUGAAAAUACCAGCAGCAGGCAGCGGUAUCUCCUUCCUUCCUGUUUGCAGAAUUCACUGAAUUCUCCGUUUCCAGAGACAGAAACUGGUGAAACCGUCCGCACCGCCGCCAGUGAUAGACCUCUCCACUCGGAAUCGGACCGCUGUCGCCCCUUCCGUCGUCGUUGCCAAACCGUCAUUCCAACCGAUUCGGGCGAAUCCAGUUGCUGAAAAUAUCAGUUUCCUUCCGAAAGCGGCAACAGACGAGAGUGUUCUGAUCUUCGGAGAAGAGUACGUUCAGUGCGAAUACUAUCCGAUGACUCCGAACAACUUUGAAGUGUUCGCCAAGGGAAUAAACGAGCGGAAACAGAAGGAGAAAGUGGCGCGGGAAAUUGCAAAACGAUUGGCUCGCGAGCACGAAGAGGAGGACAAAAAACGAUCAAAAGGAGCGGCGAUUGCACCGCCCACGAUGCUCAUUGAGGAUGAGAUUCCGCCUGCGCCACAGACCGAUGAGCCGACACAGUCCGUGCUAAUGCCUCCGCCCUCGUUCCUUCCCGCAUUCGGAAAAGCGACGAGCCGAGGGCUCGGAAUCGCUGCGAACAUUAUGAAGAAGCACGGAUACAAAGAAGGACAAGGACUCGGAAAGUCGGAGCAAGGAAUGAGCACAGCGCUGCAGAUUGAAAAGACGGGAGUUCGGGGAGGUACAAUUGUGGCGGAAGCACCGAAAGCGCCCACUUUUGCGACGAAUUCGAUGGAAGCUGUGCAAAAUGCGACUAAAGUUCUUCAGUUGUGGAAUCUAAUCGAUGUGAGCGAAGUGUCGACGGAUGAAACCAAGAAAGAGUUCGAAGAUGAGAUUCGGGAGGAAAUGGAAAAGUGCGGACAGGUCGCCAAUGUUGUGUUUGAUGGAUCCGAGCGGAAGCGAGUGUAUUUGAGAAUACUUUAUUGA
Molecule: messenger RNA, 2466 nt
Organism: Caenorhabditis sp. 36 PRJEB53466
Lineage: Eukaryota; Metazoa; Nematoda; Chromadorea; Rhabditida; Rhabditidae
Source: the annotation of a GenBank genome assembly